AUGAGUUCACCAACUGUAAGGAAGGCCUUGGCCACUCUUCUGCGCGAUCCAGGCAACGGAAACUGUGCGGACUGUAAAACGGCAUCACACCCUAGAUGGGCGUCUUGGUCCCUGGGCGUCUUCAUAUGUAUACGCUGCGCUGGAAUUCAUCGUUCGUUGGGGACACACAUCUCGAAAGUGAAGUCAGUGGACCUGGAUACGUGGCAGGAAGAGCAUUUGCGAAAAGUAGUGGAGUUCGGCAACAACAAGAACGCCAACGCACGCUACGAAGCAAAACUUGAGCAAGCCACGCCGGAUCCUUCAAAGCUGAACGAUUUCAUCAGGAAAAAGUACGAGUUAAAGAAGUGGGCAGGGACAGCGUCGAUGAAAUCGUCGCCCAGAGUGGAGGCCAGCCAACCUCCGGUGCACAGUGCUUCUCAUGACUUGUUGGGGGAUGCUGCAACACAGUCUGCGCCGCCUUCGGUGAACACCGUUCCGAGCAGGGUUAGCACGCCAUCGCAGGUCGAUCUCAAUCUAGCCACACCACGCGCCAGUUCCAAAGGCGCACCUCGCGAGCUCAACGGGAGACCCGACCUGAAGAAGUCCAUUUUGUCGCUUUAUUCAAAGCCAAGAAACUCUUCGGCCAGUGUGGCAAGCGCUCAGAGUGCAUUUAGUUUGAGCAGUUCCGUGGAGCCCUCGAGUGCUAGCAGUAAGCCUAGUCCGACCCCAGCCGCCUCGUUGGAGGACAAUGAGCUGUUCCGCAACGUGUGGUCAUAG
Molecule: messenger RNA, 756 nt
Organism: Lachancea dasiensis
Lineage: Eukaryota; Fungi; Ascomycota; Saccharomycetes; Saccharomycetales; Saccharomycetaceae
Source: the annotation of a GenBank genome assembly